Molecule: messenger RNA, 3851 nt
Organism: Schistosoma mattheei
Lineage: Eukaryota; Metazoa; Platyhelminthes; Trematoda; Strigeidida; Schistosomatidae
Source: the annotation of a GenBank genome assembly
ACCAAGAAUGCUUUUUGGUGCAACAAGUACACAAAGCAAGGAUAAUCACAACAAGUACAAGAAUCACUGCCCUUUUUGGAACGAGCUCCAAGUACGACACCAUAAGGGGAAAAGGUUUAGGCUUGUUUAGCGCUGAUCGUAAGGGAGUUCAGAAAGGCCGUUCACUAAUUUCGCUCUCACACACUGAACACGCUCAAGAUAAUGUCUAAUAAAGGCAAAUUGCAAGAUGAGGCUCUCAAUAAUGAAAAUUCAAAGUCAACAAAUUCAUUCUAUCAUGAAGAGAAUUCUGUGAAAUUGGAUGGAAGUGCUCACGAUCUUUUACAAUUCCGAGAUUGUUGUGAAUCAUUACGCGAGUUCAUAAAAAAUACAUGGCAGCGUAAAAAAUCACAGGAGAAGAUUAAUGCUUCGCAGUUUGCCUUUCUGAUGAUAUCUAUCAAGGAGUUGAACAGAAGAACUCAGUUUAGGAUUCGAAAAUCUCGAGAAAUAACUGCAGAGAAUAAGAAUAAAGUGGAUCAGUUACACUUAGGUUUGCAGAAUCUUUUAUAUGAAGUCGCUCACCUUGAAAAUGAAAUUCAAACAUGUUUAGAAUUUAGGUCUCGACAUGAAGAUAUAAAAUUAAUUCCGGUAGAAGAGUUCUAUGAGAAAACUGGGCGCAAAGUUGGAAGCUUAUCAGAACAUCAGGAGACUUUGGAGCGUCUUCAUUGGGAGCUUGAACAACGAAAGGCUUUAUCUGACUCUUGUGAUAAACUAAAAAGUGCUGUUGAAUCUACUUCACAAACCAUUAAAAAGAAACGGAAUUAUUUAGCUAGUUUUGGUCCAAAGUUGAAGGAUGUUGCUGAAAGUACUUUAAUUAUCCAGGAACUAAUGGACUUACCAUUUACUAACGAGAAUGAACAGUAUAAUUUGGCGUUUCUUCUACCUUCACCACUGUAUAUUCUGUAUUCUCUCUUAAAGUCAUACAUAUCUAUGUCAGGAAAAAAAUCAGAAUUUUCUGUAUCAAUCGAAGGUGAUUCGGAAUUGGCCAAAGCUGUUAAUCAAACAACAGAACAAACGGAAUCCCAGUCUUCACCACAGGAAGCUGAUGAUUCUGAUGUAGAUGAUGGAGAGGGGAAUAAAAAACGCAAAAAGAAACGUUAUGCGACAGAAUGCAUCGAUGAUACAGAUAAAGAGUUUAUCAAUGAAAAGACUAUUAAAUUCCAUCCAUUAACUGUUUUGUUAACGGUUUCUGUCCCUAAAAAUUCAGAUAUACCAUUGAGUGAACGUGGUUUUAGUAUAAAAUUAUCAUUUGCUUGGAUGUUAGAUUUACAUCUGGUAACGGUGAGAUUACAGUUUUCAGCAGACAAAACUGAUUCACUUCCCCGAUCAAAAACUGGAAAUAGCUUGCUUAAUUCUGAACAGCUUUUGUCCAGUUUACAAUGGUCUUGUGACCAACUUCGCUUCGGUGGUUGUAGUUCAGAUAUACCUAUUUUAUUUCUUCCUAAUUCACAAAAAUCGAUUACAUGGAAUGCAUGCGAAUCCGUCGGACGACCAUAUUCGUGGGCUCAACAACUAUCAGGCAUUAACUGCUUUCCAGAUAGGUUAUCUGAUAAUAAAUUAUGUGAACAAUCACCAAAAUCUACCGAUUCAGAACAUUUUGGGGAAAUUGAAUCUUGGUUAAAAUCUCUUCAAUCGCGAAUUAUUGACAGACUAUAUCUUAUUGAAGAGCUUUCAGAAAUUGAACGCUGCAACUUGUUGUUAUCACCCGAGCAACAACAGUUAAUCCCCUCUGAUGUUGAACUUCACAUUAUUCGGUGGAAGAAUUCUGAUUUUGAAACUUUACAGUCCGUUCCUCGUGCUCAGGUUAUGAUAGCUUUAAAUGUAAUUCGUUCUGAAGACUCAGUAUUCCAGUGUCACAUUGGAAGAGAUGAAAACUAUUUUGUCACUGUAUGGGUCUGUAUCCCACCUCAGUAUCCACAUAAAGCGCCAUUACUAAUUAUGGACGGUUUAAUCAAUUUUGUCAGUCCCAGUGGUACACAUAAUACGGAGGAUGUUGUCACUGACUUAUCUGAUCUCCAUAUACAGGAAUUAGAAACUGAAGUCAACUGUUAUUGGCAAGAAUUUUUCACUUCAUCUAUAAAUCAAAAUAAUAGUCAUACGGUUGUAAACUAUGUUGGUAAUACUAAUGAUAUUACUUCUAAUAAUAUUAUAAAUUCCGAUAAGUCGUUUUAUAAUGGUAAUCAGUGUGUCGGAUUAAGUAAAUGGAAUCGAAAUAUAUUAUCUUGUCAGUUAGCUAGAUGUGCUGCUUGUAUCGAUGCAUUAUGUCGUGACCAAAUAAUUUGGAAAAAUUCGUUGAAAUCAACAAACAGUUCAUGUGUUCGUUCUGUUAGGUAUCCAACAAGAAGUCGUCCUCUUCGUUACUUACCUUCACCGGGUGCAUUUGUUCAUCGUUAAUAAUAUCUACAGAUUGUUUUCCACUCAUCUCUUAUUAUUUGUAUAAGUGUACUUAAACGCUUCGGAUAUUUUUGUAAAUCUUUAUUAUUAUUACCUUUCUGUUAAAAGGAAUGUAAUUUUUCCUUAUUGUCUAGUUUUUUUAAAAAAUAUAUAUAUAUGCUACAAUUUUUGUACUGAUAGACUCUAAACUGGAUAACAUUAUUGCAUUUUUAUAGUAAAUCUGAACUAAAUAUACAUUGGUUUGUAUAUAACAUUUUGAUAGAAAAUGAUUGACGUGUCAUUUGUUUUCAACAACAUUGGAAAUGAAUGAAAAGUUCAAUUCCUACUAGGUGGUUUUUAAAUCAAUAAAUAUCCUUCCCUAAAUGUUUAAAUUCCGUAAUAACAUUUGCUAUUUCAGUUAACUAACUUUCUUUUUGUCAACCAAAUUAAGAAUUUUUCUGUAUAUGACCUUUGGAGGUAGAUCAAACCGUGAAUUUCAGUUUAUGUUAUAUGGAUUACUUUUUGUAUCGUUAUCAGUUGAUGGGUCGGUGAUGAAAUUCAUUUAGCUGAUUGUUUUUUUAAAAAAACCCUAAAUUCCAUCGAAUGCUACUGUAUUGAUGUGAGUUGUUUAGUUUGUGUUCAAACGAUGAUCUAUUAAAAUGUUCAUGAGUGGAGAAAAAAAACCAGGGAUUAAAAUCAAGAUAUUCAGAGAGCGUUUGUAGAAUAAAUAAGAAUUAAAAUUUUCAGCAACAGUUUAGAUAUUCAAACAAGUUCCUAAUGGUGUAGUCAAAUGGUUGUUUUGUCAGAAUCGCUGCUUUUUGGAGAGUGAUCUCAUCAACGUUAAGUGCUGAGAUGACGUAGUUCUUUUUGACGAGGAUUUUAAAAUAAUUCGGGUUUUUUUGGGUCUUCAGUAGCAACGCAAGUUUGUUUGAGAUUCAAUUCUGUUCCUCUAAGUUAGAAAUGUUGCUUCAGGACUGGUUUGCGUCAGUGUUUUACAUUUCGUUUUCUAAAUUUCUAGUUUAGUGUAAUUUCAUACGUUUAAUUCAAUGUUAUGUUUAUCUUCCGGAUUAUAUCUUCUAUGUUUGGCAUUCCACCACAGUUAUUAUUUUAGCUUCCUUACUUUUCAGCGCUUCAAUUUAUUUGCAAUGUGUGGUAAAAUGGAUGGUAAUGCACUUGUGCCAGGCCAUGAGUUAUCUAUGACUCGCUAUCUGUCGGGGAUGAAUAGACUUCUGAAUUUCGAUUGUCGUAAUAACUAUUAAUUUUAUGCUUGUUAGCACGUCAUACAAAAGUUUCUUUCAUCGGGAAUCCAUGAUUGCCAUUAGUCGUUAUUAAUCGAGCCAAUAUUGAUAUGAUCUAGUUGCAAAUGACAUUUCCGUGCUACAUGUGUGUUGCAGUGUGUCCUCGCAGUUGAUUUUAUAAGUUCUUGGGUUGUUGCUGCCGCG